CAUACAUACAUGCAUACAUGUUGAAGCACUGUCUGUCUGUCUGACGUACAGAGGUAGUACUAGUAUCGAUCGAAGUCCCCCCGCCAUGCCCCUUCCCGAGGGUGUCUACUGUCCGUCCUUCCGUCCGUCAGCCAGCCAGCCAGCCAGCCAGCCAAAAACACGAGUCAGCCGAUCUACACAUACAUACACACGGCAAGUGUGACUCAGAGACACAAUUAAUUAAACAUGUAUGUAUACCGGAGUAGCCACAUCCAUCUGCACACGUGGGGGACGUACGUUCAUGUGACUACCGAUCAGCGGCUACGAUACAGACACACCGAGGAGGGGCACCUCGCACUUGGUGCGGGACCAGCCACGUUGCAUGUCCGCCCACUCCGCCCCGCAGUAAUCCCCCCACACCUUGCCCUUCUGCAUAGUGCCGGGGAAGUACUCGUAUCCGGCCUACACGCACACACGAGUCACACACGCGCACACACCCCAGGCGAUGCAGCGUGCCGUGUGCAGUGGCUCACCGCAUAGGAGCCGGUGCUGGUGGACAUGGCGGGAAACAGACAACAGCAGUUGUCAAGGGGGCAGUUGCAGGUUGCUUUAAUGGGGCCGCUGUCGAUUGACGAGGCCAUUGUGUGCUGGCCAAUCUCGGGAUACUCGCUGGGCGAGUAGGGCUGGGGGAAAACCUCAUCCCCCGCCUUCAAAUAACACACUGCAACGCAUACACACACACACAUUCUCCCAUACUGCGCUCUCUCUGUCUGUGCCUUGCUCACGAUAUCCCCCCAUGAAGGGACCUGCCAUGCGCACGCGCACACACACACACACACACACACACAUGCACACAGCUCAGAAUGCACCUAGCUCCGCUUCCCUCUGCACUGUCCACUGUCUCAGUUUGGUUACCUUCCAGGUUUGUGUUGUGAGCUUUGGUGGCCUUGUCCUCCACAAAGGAGGUGCUGCAAGCCCCUGCAGCACAGCAAAGGCGGGAGGAGAGCGGAGAUCUGCCUUCUUGUUUGUGUCGGACCUACCAUUGCUGUCUAUCUCGGACGGCGUGUUACAGCAUGCCCCCAUGCCCGCAUCGCGGAUGCAUUCACCUGCGGCCCCGCUCAAAGCAGCGGAGAGGACGAGCGCAGCCGCAAAUGCCAACAUGAUGACGAUUCCCCCCUCGUAUAUCCUGGCCACAUGCAAACUGGGGGCUGUGGGCCUGCCCGACUUGGGUCUUUUCUUCAGAGUCGUAGCCAUGUUUGGCGGUGGCCUGUUGUGCCGUCCACCUCCACUGCAGCACGGCCCUUUAUUGCCCGCCCCGCCUCCCCCCAGGCGGACAACCCUCUUCACACCCAGGCGAACUCCCACAAGUGCCACGCCUCAC
Vitrella brassicaformis is the source of this 1360-nucleotide messenger RNA. The record is from the annotation of a GenBank genome assembly. NCBI's taxonomy places the organism in Eukaryota, Vitrellaceae.